Messenger RNA from Durusdinium trenchii, 783 nucleotides. Lineage: Eukaryota; Dinophyceae; Suessiales; Symbiodiniaceae. The record is from the annotation of a GenBank genome assembly.
UUGGACUUGACAAGUGGGUAGUGGUCUUGAAAUGUCUUGAAGCGUUGGCUCAAGCUGCUUCUUAGUUGCUUUGCGGAAAUGGCCACCACAGUGCGAAGAGAGCGUGUUCAUGAGUGGGUCCAUGCAACGAGCCCUCAGAACUUCAGAACAAUCCGAUCUGAUGGCCACUUGAAGGGCAACCACUGCCAGGAUGAAUACUUUGAUGGUGACCUUUGUCUUCCUGGUGCGCCGAUGGGAACCUGGUUCAAUGCCAACAACUACCGUGGCAGGACCAUUACCAAGACACCUUAUCCGGAACCCUUCGAUGGUGCGAUGGUGACGGCUUUGGCCAUCUCGGUUCCGCAGCUGUUGAAUCUAGAAGAGGUAUACCACUUAUUCAAGGUUACCGAAAGACCUCGAGAGUACUUGCAGGUGAAGUAUGCCAUUGUGAAGGAGAGUGAUGCAUGCUUCGAUUGGUUUGCGAACCACUUGGAUCCUGUCUACGACAACACGGACGAGUUUGUGCGCCUCUACUUGGAAGACGGGAACUACCAAUGGUGUGCCAGAGAUGCAGUCCACAAGGUGAUGGUGAGCGUUUUUGUUGUGAACAAUGACGACCGCCACCCCAGCAUUUCUGUUGGAAACUGCAGAGACUACCCGAUCGAAAAACUUCCAGCCAGGCAGAUUCAGAGUCCUGGAAAACUUGUCCGCCAGUGAUGUCAGGAGAGACCUGAUGCCCUUCUCAGGCAGCUUUUGGAGACAUAUGAUUCAUGGGUUUCUAUGUCACGUCACGUUCUGGUUUCG